AUGAGCAAGCGAAUCCUCUCCGUCGGCGAGGUCGUGUUACCCGGCAACUGGCUCAACGACCGGCUGAUCACGUUCGCCAUCCAGCACCUUGUCGAGCAGUUGAGCGCCGAGCGGAAGGCACAAAUCGCCGUGAUGUACGCCCCAGAGUGCGAGAUGAUCAAGUUUCUCCCCGCCGACUCGCUGGGCGACGUCUUCGGGCCGUUGCGGCUAGAGGAGAAGCAGCUGGUCCUCUUUGCCCUGAACAACAACAGCCGGCCAAACGUGGUGAACGCGGGCAGCCAUUGGUCGUUGCUGGUCUACGACCGCCCCGGCUACACGUUCAGCUAUUUCGACAGCAUUUCCGGGCAAAGUGCGACCGUGGCCAAAGAAGUAGCCACAAAGAUGUCAAGCUUAUUAAACGCCGGAGAAGCCACUUUUAUCAACGCCCGCGCCCCGCAGCAGCAAAAUUCCAGCGAUUGCGGCAUAUUUUUGAUAGAAUAUGCCCGGCAGAUUUUACAGUGCCCAUCCGACGACUUGCAACUGGCCAAUAUCUCCGCGAAGAAGAUGCGAUUGGAUUGGUAUAAUGUUAUUAAUGAUUUGAAUGAUGCAUCACGCCAUGAAAACCCCGCGGGUCCCGGCACGACAUUUUGCCCCCAGUUCACGAGGUGUCGGCCCAUCCCAUUUCUCAGAAGAGCGGAUUACGUCGCGUUACAUUACUUUGCCGGCCGGUCUGUUAUGAGCAAAAUCCCAACCGUAACGCUGGCCGACGACGACGACGAUAUACAGCCUCAUUUGAGGAGUCUUGGAGCGGCCGAACGCGCACGUCUUCGCCAGGAGGCGCUCCGGAAAUUCGUGCCAGGGGAACCAUGCGUUGUUUGCGGUGACACCGCCUCCGGCAUCCACUACGGCGUUUCGAGCUGUAAUGGGUGCAAGACGUUCUUUAGGAGAGUGGUUAUUGAGAACCGCACGUAUUCCUGCAAAAACAAGGGCGACUGCGUGAUCGACAAAAGUAUGCGGUGUUCGUGUCGGCAUUGUCGUUUCAAGAAAUGCUUGCGCGUCGGCAUGGAUCGAUCAGAACUCAACAUUGAGCGUCGCCGGAAAAGAAAAGCUCGUGAUCCCGGUGUGUCUGACAACGAGUACGAGGAGAACAAUUUUAUCUGCGACCCCCUAAUCGAUCUCCUCCACAAAAAGGAGUCUUGCUACGAGGCACUGCUCACUUCCACGGUCUCCCCACUGCAUUCCUCGCUAAAAGAUGCGCUAAUCAGCCCGAAGGCUUUUGAUCAGCCGCUGUCAUUGUACACAUCACACCCUCUACCCGUCGGCGAGCAGCGAAAUUUCUCGUUCUGGCGCGCGAAAAUCCUGUCGGUGUUGGUGGAAUGGGCAAAGUCGUUUGAGGUAUUCAGCAAACUCUGUCUGGACGAUCAGAUGCGCCUUGUCGUGCACACCAUCUUUUCCAACCUUGUCUUGGCCGAGGCGUUUCAUACGCCAGAGAAAUACACGGACAGGAUCGUUUUUCCGGACGGGCUGAGCGGGUAUCGUAACUUGACCUCCUGCGUACUGAAGGAACGUUCCGGACUCGUCCCUACCGUCGUUGCUGUCAUCAACAACAUUCUAGUCCCGAUUCGCCGGAUGAAGAUGACAAAAACGGAAUAUCUACUCUUGCAGGCGAUCAUUUUCUAUGAUCCUGAAUGCCUGAGCCUCUCCGAGCAAGCACACCAGCUGAUAUCCGCCAAACGGAAGCGGCUUCUCCACUCACUACGGCGGCACCUCGACACGAAGUGCAGCGAUCCGGUGGAGAGCGCCAAGCGAUUUGCUGAGGUGUUGUUGCGGAUCUCGAAUGUACAGAAAGUAGCCGCGUUCAAACGAGAAACUCUCUGCACGAUCGAGACGUUCAACCUGAUGACCCCGCAUCCGUUUACCAUGGAGAUUUCGAAGGCCUAUCCUGAUUACGCCUCAACGGCGUUCAACUGCGAAAAUAUCGAAAAUGACGUCUACUGCUCGUCCACGUUUGCCGCCACGGAUGCCCCAGCCGUCGGCAACGACAAUGAUCGCCCGAACGCAUGCUUCAAAGACGCCGCUGGUACGGUGAGCGAGGACGUCAAGGCCGGAGCCAUCGUGUCUUGCCCGAAGACGUGCGGAUACUGCUGUCUGUCGGCUGCUUUUACUUGUACAAACAAAGAAUUCCCGCGCGUCAACUGCAAGACGGUCACCCAGAAACAAUGCAACGACGUGCUGUGGAGGCAAAUGCUCGCCGAGGACUGCCCGAAUGUCUGCGGAUUCUGCUUGGAAGGAGGCUGUGUCGAUGCCGCAGUCGAGUGCGCCAACGAUAAGUCGAUCUGCCGCAACACGGACACCCAGGAGUUUGCCAAAACAAACUGCAAGAAGACGUGCGGCUACUGUAACAACAAUUCGACGAGCUCUACCACUAGGGGCUACACCGGCGCGUCAUGCAUGGAUAGCUCAAACUGCGUAACGUGGCAAAAGAACGGCUUCUGCACGUCGUCCUUCUACACGACGGAGGUGAAGCGGUACUACUGCCCCAAGAUGUGCGGCAUGUGC
Molecule: messenger RNA, 2538 nt
Organism: Mesorhabditis spiculigera
Lineage: Eukaryota; Metazoa; Nematoda; Chromadorea; Rhabditida; Rhabditidae
Source: the annotation of a GenBank genome assembly